UGAGGAAUGGCUGUUGACUGAGGAUUUGACCUCCAAGCCACAAGAAGGCAUCAAUGAAAUCCGAUUUAUAAAUGGAAUGGAUAUAGCAGUGAACGUCUCAACUCCUGCAGCUGACUUUGGACUAAUUGAGCCAUUUUAUUAUUCCAACUACUCCAAGAUAAAGAGUGGAAAGCCAGUCUUCACCUUAUGGAGUGGGUCACAGUCAUGUGAAUUCAGCAGGGAGUUUGGAUUUGGAAGUUCAUAUACCUUCUUUAUCCCCAGCACUCUUGACUUUGGACCAAAUUGUCAGGACUCUAUUACUGCAGCAGAAGACAUCAAACCCAACUCAGUUCACAUGGCUCUGCAGAUCCCACAGUACUUCUUCAUAACUACUGGUGAAGUGAUGUUUUCUGUUACUGGUCUGGAGUUCUCCUACUCACAGGCGCCUAGUAAUAUGAAAGCAGUGCUGCAAGCAGGCUGGUUGUUCACUGUUGCUAUUGGCAACUUCAUCGUACUGAUCGUGGCUGAGCUUGCAAAGAUUCCCAAGCAGUGGGCAGAGUACGUCCUGUUUGCCUCCCUCUUGGUUGCAGUUUGCGUCAUCUUCUCCAUCAUGGCGUAUUUCUACACCUACAUCGAUCCUACAGAAAUCGAGGCCGAGUUCAAGAACAAGGAUAAUAAGGAGGAUGAGGAUGAGGAUGAUAAACGCAAGCUACAGAAGGCAGAGAUUGAGAUGGUCAAGAAAGGCUCAGUUAGCAGUGACUCGAGUAAAAGUCACAAAGAUGACGAUGAUCCACGCAAUCAGACCAAAAUGUGAACACCCGAAAAAGCAGAUUAGAUAUCCUUAAUGCGUGUGUGUGUGUGUGUGUGUGUGCGCGCGAUCGUGUGUAUGUUUUUAACAUUUUAUAUUUUAAUGCCCAAAUGACUGCUGUGAGCAAGCAAGUUUUGUCAUUAUAUUCAGUACAACAGAUUCACGUUAGCUGUAGAGUUACAACAACAGAUGAACUAUUAACAUGUUGGAUGUAAUUGCUUUCAUAUUUAUGUGUAAGUUGUGUUUAAGUAGGAAUAAAAUAAGUCCUGUUUGUGUUCUUCCA
Epinephelus lanceolatus (giant grouper) is the source of this 1070-nucleotide messenger RNA. The record is from RefSeq and is a predicted model, not a curated record. NCBI's taxonomy places the organism in Eukaryota, Metazoa, Chordata, Actinopteri, Perciformes, Serranidae.